Messenger RNA from Eleginops maclovinus (Patagonian blennie), 2354 nucleotides. RefSeq names its product E3 ubiquitin-protein ligase TRIM39-like. Gene Ontology annotation, molecular function: zinc ion binding; protein binding. Bases 46 to 1854 code for a protein of 602 amino acids. NCBI's taxonomy places the organism in Eukaryota, Metazoa, Chordata, Actinopteri, Perciformes, Eleginopidae. The record is from RefSeq and is a predicted model, not a curated record. The transcript has 2 exons.
CCUCCACAAAAACACCAGUCAGUCGCGACGGACUUCUCAGCAGACAUGGCCUCAGUCAUCAGCUUCCCAUGUGAAGAGCAGCUCCAGUGUUCAAUCUGCCUGGAUAGGUUCACUGAGCCUGUCUCUACUCCAUGUGGACACAACUACUGCAAGCAUUGUAUCACAGGGUACUGGGACAGCAGCGCCCCGAUACAGUGCCCCCUCUGUAAGAAGAGGUUUCGCAAGCGACCACAGCUUCAGGUCAACACUGAGUUCAGAGAUAUGCUGAAGCAUUUCCACAGAGUGAGUGUGAAUGGGGAUGAUGAAAUAGCCAAACCAGGAGAGGUGCCCUGUGACAUCUGCAUUGAUCUGAAGCUCAAGGCCAAAAAGACGUGCGUGGUGUGUUUGGCCUCGUACUGCCAGCCUCACCUGGAGCCUCAUCAGAGAGUCAAAACCCUUAAGAAGCAUCAGCUGAUCGAACCUGUGUCCAACCUGGAGGACAGGGUGUGUAAGACGCACGACAAGAUGUUGGAGUUCUUCUGUAAUGUAGACCAGAAGUGUGUUUGUGUCAUGUGUUUGAAAGACAACCAUGUAUCACAUUGGGCCGUCCCAUUAGAGCAAGCGUUCAGAGACAAGAAAGGCCAGCUGAACAAUGUGAAGUCAGAGAUACAAAUAAUUGAAAACACCACAUCCAGGAAGAUUCAGCAAAUGAAAUAUUUUGUUGAACGGACUAAGAAAGAGUCAGAGAAAGAGUUAGCACACAUUGCUGAGGAGUUCAAUGCCCUGUUGGUUGCUCUGCAAAGGAGCCAGGCUGAGCUUGUGGAGAGGAUCCAGAAGAAGCAGAAAGCAGCUCAGAAGGAGGUUGAAGAUGCUGUGACUGAGCUAGAGCAAGAAGUCUCUGUGUUGAGGAGGAGAAAAGCCGAGUGUGAUGAACUUUUACAAACAGAGGACAAGCUCAGCUUCCUGCAGAGCUUUUCAUCUCUCUGCAUAUACAAAACUCUGUUCCAGUCCAACAUGCAAAUAGACCUCUCUGACUUCAGUCAGCAGAGUUAUGUGGGGAUGGUGAAAAAUGCAGUUUCUAAGAUGGAAAGUAUUCUCAGCCAUCAGAUGGAGAUGAUAAGACAUGGGGUAAGCUUGAGCGAUGACUGUGCUACGUCUGAAGAAUUUAGGAAGGAUGAUUUUGAUGAAGAGGUGUGGAACCCGCCCAAGGACAAGCUGAUGAUGAUCCAGCAGAAUGAUGCAGUGGAUGUGACUCUGGAUGCCUACACAGCCUAUUACAAACUCAUAGUCUCUGAGGAUGGGAAACAACUAAGGUUUGCUCAAAGCCUUCUUCCAUCAGAUCCUAUCUUUAUUCAGAGAAGAUUUCAGUAUUCACCCUGUAUCAUUGCGACUGAGGGCUUUUCCUCUGGCAGGUUCUACUACGAAGUUCAGGUCAGUGGGACUGGAUGUUGGGUAUUGGGAGUGGUCAAAAAGUCCAUCGGCAAGUUGAUAACAGGUUUCCCCCAACCUGAGCAGGGAGGCUGGACUUUCUUAAAACUCAACACUACAAAUUCCCAGAUCCAUGAGGAAUAUUUUCCUCACACUUGUAGCCAUUCUCCCCUGUCCCUGAAGCAAAGGCCUCAGAAGGUUGGUGUGUUUGUCGAUUACGAGAAGGGCGAGGUCUCCUUCUACGACGUGGAUGCCAGGACUCUGAUCUACUCCUACUCAGAAUGUGCCUUCAUUGAGACUCCGUCAGCACUCAAAUCUUUUCUCUAUUAUAUUGCAGGCAUGUCCUUGAGUAACAGACCAAAGCUCUAUCCUUUUUUUGGUGUCUUCAGUAAUGAAGAAUCAUCUGACACCAUGCUCGUAAUCUCUCCUGUAGCCCAUGCAAUUUAAGAUUACAAAUUACAAAUUUAAAUCAGGAGGAAUGGUAGAAGAUACAGUAGAUCAGUGAUAGAGUUUAUUUACAUUAAUGUUGCAAUACUCACAUAUGACCAGGAGAGGACACCAUUGUUCUGAUCUAUUUCUCAGAGAAGCUAGAGGAAAUAUGGGGACAAUGGAUUACAAGAACAUUAUUUCAUAUCAAAAUCAUUUAAAACAAUGUGAACCAAUUUUUUAUGAAUAUUCUCUUUCUGAGACUUAUGUGAUGGUACUUAAUAUCUUUGUUUUUUAUUCAAACUUGGUCAAAACAGUUGCAAGCUUACAAUCUACCAAAUAAUUUAGGUAGGGCUUUAUGAAAUUGAGUUGUACAUUUUUGAAGGUGUUUUGUAUUGAGUAGACCUUAAUCAAUUGGUUUUACCAUGUUGACAUAGACAGUAAGAACCACUUUUAGGCUGUAUGUCACUGACGGAUUUAUGCUAAUAAUAAAAAAUGUGUUUAUCAGUGUAUUUUUUCUA